AUGCUAGCCGGUGGGGUGUGCAGAGUGGGCCCAUAUAUCGGGAGGUACUGUGGACAGAACACCCCAGGCCGAAUCAUCUCCUACACGGGCAUCCUGGCACUGACAAUCAACACGGACAGCGCCAUCGCAAAAGAAGGCUUUUCUGCCAACUUCACUGUCAUCGAAAGGACUGUUCCAGAGGACUUUGACUGUAGCGACCCUUUGGGAAUGGAAUCAGGAGAGAUAACAUCAGACCAAAUCAUGGCUUCAUCCCAGUACAACCCCAGCUGGUCCCCAGAGCGCUCCAGACUCAACUACUAUGAAAAUGCAUGGACGCCGGCAGAGGACUCAAACAAGGAGUGGAUACAGGUGGACCUUGGGUUCUUGCGGUUUGUCUCAGCCAUUGGUACCCAGGGUGCCAUUUCCCAGGAGACCCGGAGGGUUUACUUUGUCAAGUCCUACAAGGUGGAUGUCAGCUCAAAUGGAGAAGACUGGAUCACUUUGAAAGAAGGCUCCAAACAGAAGGUUUUCCAAGGCAACACCAACCCAACAGACGUUGCUAAGACGAUGCUGCCUAAGCCCACGCUGACGCGCUUCGUCCGGAUCCGUCCCGUUACCUGGGAAACAGGCAUCGCACUGCGCUUCGAGGUGUAUGGCUGUAAGAUAUCAGAGUACCCAUGCUCGGGCAUGCUGGGUAUGGUAUCAGGCUUGAUCACUGACAACCAGAUCACUGCGUCCUCCCAUACGGACAGGAGCUGGGUACCAGAGAAUGCUCGUCUGCUGACCAGCAGGACAGGCUGGACCCUGCUGCCCCAGCCACAGCCCUUCACUAAUGAAUGGCUGCAGGUGGAUUUAGGUGAGGAGAAGCUGCUGAAGGGGUUGAUCAUCCAGGGAGGGAAGCACCGUGAGAACAAGGUCUUCAUGAAGAAAUUUCGCCUCGGCUAUAGCAACAACGGCUCUGACUGGAGGAUGGUGUUAGACACGAAUGGGAACAAGCCAAAGGUGAGGGUUUGUUGAACACGUACUACAAUACCCUUCAGCAAUGCUAAAGAA
Acanthochromis polyacanthus (spiny chromis) is the source of this 1032-nucleotide messenger RNA. RefSeq names its product neuropilin-1a-like. The transcript has 6 exons. The record is from RefSeq and is a predicted model, not a curated record. Bases 1 to 996 code for a protein of 331 amino acids. Lineage: Eukaryota; Metazoa; Chordata; Actinopteri; Pomacentridae.